AUGAAUGGUGGUUUGGAGAUCGUUAUUAAUAUGUUGAAUUCAUCGGCGGAUGUUGUUAUGGGAAAGAGCUUGCCAAGCAAUCGGGUUACUCAUUGUGCCUAUCGUAUGCUUGUGGACUUGGGUGUUAUAGAUGUUCUCACGGAGAUGCUUCGAGUUAGAGACGCCGCCGCAAAACUCUUGGCGGGCAAUUCUUUUGAUCCCGAGCUUAUUCAAGGACCCGAACCACUCGGUCAUGAGAUUGCGGAGUAUGUUUUCUGUGUUUUAGCUGUUGCAAAGGCGAAUGCAGUUUCAAUAGCUCAAAACUUGGUGAGAAUCCUUAGGAAAAGGCAUUGGUUACAAGCACUUGGUGUCUGUCGUUCAAAACUCGGGUGCAACCGUGCAAUCCCCCCUCUGGUCGAGCUUUUGGGAUCUCAGAGCAAUGAAAAUUGUUGCAUUACAUUCAGAGGAGCUGAGAAUGCUGCAGAGGCUCUUAUCAAUUUCUUUGAAGAUCCACUGCAGCAUGAGAUUAUAUCUCAAGUAGCUGACCAUCUUUCAUUUAGAAGUACGGAGAACAGACUCGGUAGGAUUCGUACCGAUAAUCGGAGAGUUGAUUCUACAAAAAGAAUGAAUAUCGGUCGAGAAGCUUAUUCAAGUAAAUAG
Hibiscus syriacus is the source of this 639-nucleotide messenger RNA. RefSeq lists its product as uncharacterized. NCBI's taxonomy places the organism in Eukaryota, Viridiplantae, Streptophyta, Magnoliopsida, Malvales, Malvaceae. Bases 1 to 639 code for a protein of 212 amino acids. The record is from RefSeq and is a predicted model, not a curated record. The transcript is spliced from 4 exons.